Staurois parvus is the source of this 594-nucleotide messenger RNA. NCBI's taxonomy places the organism in Eukaryota, Metazoa, Chordata, Amphibia, Anura, Ranidae. The record is from the annotation of a GenBank genome assembly.
CGGGCAUCGGGUCACCAGGCAUCAGGUCAUUUGGCUCGACAGCGGGCACUGCGUCAUCUGGCAAGGCAGGGGGCCUCCCGAGUCAACAGGCACGACAGUGGGGCACCGGGUCAUCAGGUACCGGAUUGUCUGGCUCGACAGCAGGGCAUCGGGUCCACCAGGUAUGACAGCGGGCACUGGGUCACCAGGCAUCAGGUCAUUUGGCUUGCCAGCGGGCACCGCGUCAUCUGGCAAGGCAGUGGGCACCGGGUCACCAGCAUUGGAUCGUCUGGCUCGACAGCGGGCAUCGGGUUCACCAGGCAUCAGGUCAUUUGGCUCGCCAGCGGGCACCGCGUCAUCUGGCAAGGCAGUGGGCACCGAGUCACCAGGUACGGUACACAGCGGGCUCUGAGUCAAUUGGCACGACAGCGGGCACCCCGGAUCAGGUAACCGGAUCAUCAUCUGGAUCAACAGCGGGCAUCGAGUCAACUGGCCUAAUAGGAUCGUCAGGCUGGAUCAGUUCAUCAUGCUGGUAGAGGCAUCAGGCCGAGUAGAGGCAUCAGGCCGAGUAGAGGCAUCAGGCCGAGUAGAGGCUUCAGGCCGAGUAGUAGGCAU